AUGUGGUCGCGCCGACACGCCAGGACCAGUCUCUUGACUGUCGGUCUCAAGAGGGUGACGCCUGGCCGAGCCAUUUGCUUUUCGGUCGUCAGGUCGUUGGUACAACCGGAUUUUGUCAGGCUCGUCUACACAUUCACUACAUGUCAACACGUCUGUCUGCCACCGCCUAACGACUGUAACCAAGACCACGACCUUAUCAUUAUGCGAACGAUUGUUUUGCUCUACUCCAAAGUCGUUGGAGCGUUUGGCUCAAACUCGUCUGGCGAGUCUACCAAAUCGAAUAAAAUACCAUUUCAGAUUGGUCACCACGAAUGA
Molecule: messenger RNA, 315 nt
Organism: Protopolystoma xenopodis
Lineage: Eukaryota; Metazoa; Platyhelminthes; Monogenea; Polystomatidea; Polystomatidae
Source: the annotation of a GenBank genome assembly